CCAAGCGCAUUCCACAGGAAAUCAUUGUACUUUGACUUGUAGUUGUAGCAAACUAGUCGUGACUGAACAAUGGCAGAUGAAACGUUUGACCAGGAGCUUCCUGAAAACGAUAGUGAAACUGAAAAUGCAGCCCAAGUUGAAACUGCAAGUGGAAAUGUGAGUAUUUCUGACAGUGACAGCAGUAAAGUACAACUUCCAUCAGAGUUUUUUGAAUAUAUGGGUGAUUCGAAAGACAAAAAAGCUGGUUUGUAUAAAUGCCUCUUCAAAGGCUGUAAGCUAAAGACGAAAAAAGAUGGGACACCAAAGUAUCUCGUAGUCAAGAAUGAUUCAAGGUGCAAUGGAAAGCGUCAUUUUCUGGCCCAUGAUCCCAACAAUGAACUUGGACUAAAAGAGAAGUGGAAUUUGGCUGUUGUCAAGAUGACUGGUAAAAACAAAAUUUCAACUGUGGAUCGUGCUCCAACUAGUCUGCAUAUUCUCAGACAAUCAGACUUUGAUAAAUACGUAUUGCAUUUCCUCAUCAUGGAUGGAAUACCUCUUCAUGAAGUUGAAAAUGAAGGAUUCAAGUUACUUAUGUCUAAAGCAGCUCCUCAUUUAAAGAUAUAUGGACGAACGUUCUACACCAUUUUACUUAAAAAAGAAAUAGCUAGCAGACAACAGCAACUCAAACAAGUAUUACUUAAUUGUAGUGAUGCUGCCACUACCAUAGAUGCGUGGACGUGCAGUAGAAGAUCGUACUUAGGCGAAACCAUUCAUUGGUUUGACAAGGCCAGCGUGAAACGACAGAGUGCCUGCCUUGUGUAAGGACGGGGAAUGAAAAUAGUUUUCCUCACUUUUAAUAUUGAAUAUUUGGAAUAGUUGUGUGUGAUGAUGGUGAGUUUAUUGUUGCACAGAGUUUU
Messenger RNA from Daphnia magna, 896 nucleotides. RefSeq lists its product as uncharacterized. The record is from RefSeq and is a predicted model, not a curated record. Bases 70 to 801 code for a protein of 243 amino acids. The transcript is spliced from 4 exons. Lineage: Eukaryota; Metazoa; Arthropoda; Branchiopoda; Diplostraca; Daphniidae.